This is a messenger RNA of Ectocarpus siliculosus, 3687 nucleotides long. The record is from the annotation of a GenBank genome assembly. Lineage: Eukaryota; Phaeophyceae; Ectocarpales; Ectocarpaceae.
AUGGCCGACGAUGGUGGACUCGAGCUCAACCUCGUGUCCGAGCCCUUGGCCGACCUGCAGCCCAAGAAGAAAAAGCGAGCCAGCGGCAAAGCCUGGGACAAGAAGAAGAAACGGCAACCUACCACGACCACCAACAGCAGCAAAGACAGCGGCAGCACAGCAAAGCAAACGCAGCAGCAGGGGAAAGGGGGGUCGGAGGGAAAAGGCCAGCCUCGCCCCCAAUCAUCUGCGGUGAAUAGCACCAACAGCAGCAGCAGCAGCAGAAGCAGCAGCGCCCAGAAGGAAAGCAGCGAGACGGCAGCCGUCCCAGCAGUAGCAAGUGGUUCUCCUGGGCAACAUGGCCGCAGCGGGACCGAGCGGGCAAAGGGAGCAGGCAAGGCAACAGCAGCAGCGACACCAGGUGCUAGGAGACAUAGCAGCAAUGCUACCAGUCCCAACGCUGGAGCAAACAAGCCGGGAAUCUCGCCCAGAGGGAAAAAAAACACCACCGAGGGCGGCCACAACGACAGGGAGCCACUCUCCAACGAGCGCCGACGCGUGCUUGAGAUGGCCGGAAGACACACGACGCCGCCGACCCCGGCGGCUGCGCCGCCCUCCGCGGAUGACAAGCCAAGCGGCGGCCUUUCCUCUUCGGCUCGCGCUACGAAACGAAAACGGCCUGCCGCGGGGGGGGGGGCGACCACCGCCGGACCGGUUGCAUCGGGCGGCGUAAUCGACUUUACCGUCGGCGAUAAUACCACGACACCCAACAGCAGCCAGAAGAGGAAGAAGAAGGACGAUCCCAAGGGUGAGGCCAGGAACCGCAAGGCAGCGGCCACCGCGGCCGCGGUGGCGAAGGCGACGGCGGCCAUGGCGAAGUCGGGAGGAAAAUGGUGGGACGACGACGACGACGACCACGUUGUUGUUGCCGCGGCGAAGAAGAGCAAGCCAAUCUCCACGUCGUACUACGCGCCCGGCGGCGGCUUCGGCGGGUGGAAACCCGGGGCGCACGACGCCGACGGCGAAGAGCACGGCAAGGAGGUCGAAGAAGACAAGGACGGCGGCCUGCCGUCCGAUGUACACCCGAACUCGGUGCGGACGAAAGCGGUAGACAUGGACGGCGAGGCUUCCAAGGCCAUGGAAAUCCUGGGCGCGUUGUUGGGAAAGAACGGCGGCGGCGGCGAUGAUGGCGGUCCCCGCGAGGAGUCGAGGAGAAUCAAAAACGGAGGCAAGAGCAAGAAGAAGGCUAGGGAUACACCCAAGGAGGGGACUUUGGAGGGUGACGGCGGUGGUGCUUCUGGCUCUGUCGGAAAGACCGAUGUCGCUGUGCAGCGUCAAGCCAUGGACGUGGACAGCGCGGGCCCUGCCGAUAUCGAGCAGCCGCCUUCCGCCGGAACCUCGCUGGAGGAAACCGGAAGCAAUGCCGACGAUGAGUCGCCGACGGCCGAAACGAAAUUGGCGGGCAGCAGCGGAGCAGAGGCCACCGUCGCUUUGGCCUCCCGCAAGAACAGAGCGCGAAUCGCCGCCGCCGCCGCCGCCGCCGCCGCCGCUGCUACCGCCGAUGCAGCAGCAGGGGGCACCGUCCCGCUCCCCGAGCACCACGCGCGCCCGCGAGAGCUGUCGCGCCGGGCGGCCGUCAGGCCGCUCGCGUCGGCGCGGAGCGCCCACGUCAUGGCGGCGGGGCCCGGCGCGACCUUCGCAGCGCUUAAACUACCGCCGAAAAUGGUCUCCCACCUGGAGGAGCCCAAGGGCAACCUUGGGGGCGGGGGCAUGGGGCUGGCGGGACCCACGGUGUGUCAGCUCGCGGCCGUGCCGGUGCUCGCCGCCGGGAACAACACGGUGAUCAAGUCGGAGACCGGGUCCGGGAAGACGCUGGCGUACCUGCUGCCGAUGCUGUGCGACUUGGCGUCCGUUGAGCCGAGGGUGGACCGGGAGAAGGGGACGCUCGCGAUCGUGCUGGCGCCCACGAGGGAGCUGGGUUCUCAGAUCCUCGAGGUUCUUACUCGGGUGGUUCGGCCCUUCAUCUGGCUCGUUCCAGGCAGUCUCUCGGGCGGAGAGCGGCGUAAGAGCGAGAAGGCCCGAUUGCGGAAGGGGGUGACGGUGCUUGUGUGCACGCCCGGCAGGCUACUGGACCACCUCAAGACCACCAAGUGCUUCCGUAGGGACUCUCUGAGAUGGCUUAUUCUUGACGAGGCAGACCGCCUGCUCGACAUGGGCUUUGAGAAGCAGGUCAAGGAGAUCGUCGAGCUCUUGGACCAGAGCGCCAGGGCGGUGAGGUCGGGUCCCGCGGGGGGCUCCAGGGUUCAGGGGGGGGCGGUGGUGCCCUCGACCAAGGUUAUACGAAGACAGACCGUCAUGGUGUCGGCCACUCUGGACAAGGGGGUGUCGCGGCUGUCGGCGGCGCUACUCUCGAAACACAUCCGUGUGGAUGCCGACACAAACGUUGUCGAGUCCGUGGACGAGGCCGGCAAGGUCAAGCACAUCUCCGGAGAACGCGGAACAUCGUCGUCAAAGACCAAAACAGGGCGGAACGAAGUGCACGGCGGCGGCGACGGCCUGCCCUCUGAGGGGACGGAUGGUUCAGCCAACACCGAGGAGUUCAGCACCCCGCGGCAGCUGGUCCAGUACUACAUGACCGUCACGCAGAAGCUGAGGCUGCCGGCGCUGUGCGCCUUCCUGCGGGCGCGCGCCGCCGAGAAGGUGGUGGUGUUCAUGUCCACCUGCGACGCCGUCGACUUCCACCACGACCUCUUCCGCCGGGCGGGGUGGCCCGGGGAUUCUCCGUCCCCAUCGCCGGACGGAGGCGAGGGUUCCCCGAACGAGGCCGGGCGAAGUAGCGGCGGUAGCGCCGAGGACAACGGCAAGAAGAAGACCGCCGCCACCGCCGGGAAGAAGCCGCUACCGGAUGGCGAGUUCUUCGGACCGGGCUGCCUCGUCAGGCGGCUCCACGGGAACGUUCCUCAGAACGAGCGCCAGGCGACCUACCGGGCGUUCGGGGCCGCCAAGAGCGGCAUCCUAAUCUGCACGGACGUGGCGGCCAGGGGGCUGGACCUCCCGACGGUGGACUGGAUCGUGCAGUACGAUCCCCCCGCGGAGACGGCGGACUACGUGCACCGCGUCGGCAGGACGGCCAGGAAGGGGGAGCGCGGGCACUCGCUGCUGUUCCUGCUGCCCCGGGAGGUGGCGUACCUGGGCGUGCUGGAGGCCCGGGGCCUCCGGCCGAAGCCGCUGUCGCUGGAGGGGGUGCUCUGCGCCGCCGACGCGGGCAAGCGCGACGCGCGCCGCGCGGACGAGCAGCUGGCGUACGAGCUCCAGCAAGGGCUGCAGCUCCUCGUGGCGGGCGACAAGCCCCUCCUGGACCGCGCGCGCUCGGCCUUCCAGAGCCACGUCCGCGCCUACGCGGCCCGCGCUCCCGACAGCCGAGCGGUGUUCCAGGUGCGCUCCCUCCACCUGGGCCACGUCGCGCGUAGCUUCGCCCUCAAGGACCCGCCAACGGCUGUCAAGGUUGGCAAGCGGGUGGUGCGGCGACCAGGGGACGGCGGCGGCAGGGGAAAGGGGGGAGAUGGUGGCGGCGGCGGCGGCGGCGGCGGCGGGGCCUCGCGGGGGGAGAAGAGGAGGAGGGAUGGGGCGGGGGGCUCCGGGGGUAGCGUGCACAGGCUUGGGCUCAGCAAGCAGACCGAGCUUGCGUCGCGAGCCGAGUUUUUGUGA